AUGUCCACAGCACGCGAGGACUUCUCGCCAGGUGGCCUCAGCAACUCGAAGACGCAAUUCAGCUCGGACAGCUCCAGUGGGCGAUAUGGCUCGGUACAGUCGCUCGUGCGGAUUCCAUCGGCGAACACCUCAGACUCUGUGGACCUCAAUGCUGAAACAGAUUUUCAGAGGGGGAUUUCGCCUUGCUCCGCCAACUCCGAGUUCUCCGCAGUGUCCGCCUCCAAGCGGAGGGUCAGCGAGUCCUUAGCUCGAGACUUCAUUCGGGCACAAUCGGAGGUUCAACCCGAGGCCUUUACAUGGAAGCUUCGUAUCAACAGGUUCAGGAACAGUAUGGCAUUCAGCAACUCUAUGGCCUUGAUCAUCUUUGCAGAUGCCUAUGCCAACUGCUGUGACAUUGACGCGCGUGCUGCAGGGACGGAGCUGCCUCUCUGGCUCACCAUCUUGUCCGAUGUGUGCCUGGGUAUUUACACUGCGGAGUUCUUCUUGUCUGUGUUCUUCGAUGGCUGGGCCAUGUGGUUUGACAGACUGAAGGUGCUGGAUGCCCUUCUUGUUGCAUGUGGCUACAUAGAGGUGUUGCUGAAUGCAUUCUUACCUGGAAACGUCUUUUCGCGCCUAAGUGUCAUAAGGAUACUUCGUUUAGUGCGCAUCCUGCGGCUGCUGAAGAUUCUGCGCAAGGUCAAGGCUUUGCGUGAGCUGCAGAAGCUUAUUAAGAUGCUGAACACAUGCUUGAAGGCAUUGUUCUGGUCAUUCUGCUUUUGUUUUCUUGUGAUGACGGUAUGGGCCAUGCUUAUUGUAGAGUCAGUCCACCCCUUCGUGCAAGACUUACCCGAUGAUUUUUUUAGUGAUUGCAGCUACUGCGACUUUGCGACCUCCUCUGUGAUGCAUGCCAACCUGCUGCUGUUCAAGACGGUGAUUGCGGGUGAUGGCUGGGGAGAGCUUGCCGUUCCCGUCAUUUUGGCAGCGCCCGAAACAUCGAUCGUCUUUAUAGGCGCCUACCUAACGAUCGUUUUCGGCGUGCUCAACCUUAUUGUCGCUGUUGUCGUGGACCAGUUCGCCGAAGCUCGCGAGCGUGACGUGCUUAACUUGGCCGAAGAGCUGGAUCACGACAUGCGGACUGACAGGAGCCGGUUGAAGAAGGUGUUUGACCGCAUUGACAAGGAGGGUGAGGGACAGCUGUCCUUAGAGCAGUUGCUGCACGGAGCCCGCAACGACGCCGAGCUCCAGAGCCGAUUGAAAGUCAUGGACAUCGAUGAAGGCGACUUGCAUGAACUCUUCCAGAUGAUUGACGUGGAUGGUUCGGGUACGAUUGAGUUGGAAGAGUUCAUACGACCCCUGAGUCGGUGGGUACACGAUUCGAAGACAGCGCCGAGGUUCAUCAAGUACAACCUCCUGCGUACGAUGCACCAGCAAGAAGAGCUGCACAAGCACGUGGAAAUCGGGUUUGUGAACAUGAACUCGAAGAUAGACUCUAUCACGGCAGACUUGAAGAAAUUGACGCGGCUUUACACGGCCAACACAAGAUCGGUCUACCGCGCCGGUGAACACAGAGCCGGAGCAGCGUCCAGCGGAGAGGAUUUUGUGGAGCAGCCGCAUUCGUCCAAACCGGUCACUUUGAAGGAGGUCUCACCAGAUGACUCCCUCGAGAUGGCCGUGGAAAGGUUGCGCAAGAUUGUAUUGAAGUCCACGGAGGCCGCUCUCGAAGGAUCUUCCGCCAUGAUGGAGUCCUUGCUUCGGGACAGUGUGCGCAGUGAGCUGCGCAGAACUGGAGAGGCUCUCCCAUCCAGAGGGCCAUCCAUUGCACCAUCUAUCCUGACGCAAGAAUCGAUGUUCGACAGCUCCAUUACUGAUGCAAAAAUGCCCGAGAGCGGUUCUCGGGAUUCACCGCAGGGCAUCCUCUCGCUCCGUCCGGAUCAGGACCGUGUGAACCCGCCGCCAUGGCAAGGUGGUAGGGCUGAUGUCACCAUGGCGGAGCACUUCAGCAGACUCGCGGGCUCCUGA
Molecule: messenger RNA, 1998 nt
Organism: Symbiodinium sp. CCMP2592
Lineage: Eukaryota; Dinophyceae; Suessiales; Symbiodiniaceae
Source: the annotation of a GenBank genome assembly